Trichoderma asperellum CBS 433.97 is the source of this 690-nucleotide messenger RNA. The record is from RefSeq and is a predicted model, not a curated record. Lineage: Eukaryota; Fungi; Ascomycota; Sordariomycetes; Hypocreales; Hypocreaceae.
CUCAACGCACACACAGUAUGCUGCGUAUUAUGCUAUUGGCUUGCUCAGUCAGCUAACGAAAUAUGAGAAUUACUAGCAGUUUAGAAAGUCACACCCUCCAUGAUACUACACGAACCUACAGAGUACUUAUCCGAGGUAUGUGACGGUUGCCAUUCUUUUUCUCUUUUCCUCUUUCUCUCCAUUUUUGUGCGGGUAUGUGUCUCUAUUACCAAUAUUUUUGUCGACCCUGGGCUACUACCCUCUUCCGCCGCCGCCGCCGACUUGGGUUCCCACUGAAAGGUUCUAAGUAUCCGCUUGCCUGCAUGCUAUAUAUCCCAGGCAAGUGAGAUGCAGAUGCAGGUUACGGUGUGCAAAGUCUGCAGCAUGCUUUCCCUCCAUCAUUACGACGGCAGCAGAGCAGCGUCCUGUGGAAUUUGCUGCGGAACCGCCACAGAAUCGCUGCAGAAGAACCUUGAGAGUGCGAAGAGAUAGUUACAUGUAGUUCGUACAAUUUGGCUAAAGAAGCAGCCCAGUAUUCGUAUAAAGACUUUCAUUGCCAUGAUACCGAUUUCAAGAUACAACGGCAAAAACUGUUUGAUACUAUGCAACCGUGUGUGCCUGGGGCCAUUUUAAUGCAGCGAAUUGUACACCUUGGCCAGCAAAUUAGAGAACAAGAAUGCUAGUUGUAGCAAUUAAUAUGUCGCAGUCCUG